CUUCCCUAUCCCCCCCCCCUCCUAAGGGAAAGUUUCUCGUCCCUUCCCCGGGCCCUGCCGCAAUUUCCAUUAAUAGCCAGCUGAGCUGCCCGGCUAAAAAUAACCACGGCCCCCCCUUCAUAAGUGUCUGCCGGACACCCCCUCCGGCAGCCCCGUGCAAGCAUGGCCGAGCGCCGCGUCCCCUUCACCUUCCUGCGCAGCCCCAGCUGGGGAGCCUUUUCCGGGACUGGUACCAUGGGCAGCCGCCUCUUCGACCAAGCCUUCGGGAUGCCCCACAUCCCCGAGGAUUGGUACAAGUGGCCCAGCGGGAGCGCCUGGCCGGGAUAUUUCCGUCUUUUCCCUCGGGAAAGCGCCCUGAUUCCCGCACCUCCCGGGUCUCCCUUCGGACAAGCGCUGAGCCGGCAGCUGAGCGGCGGCAUCUCCGAGAUCCGGCAGACGGCAGACAGCUGGAAGGUCACCCUGGAUGUCAACCACUUCGCCCCCGAGGAGCUGGUGGUCAAGACCAAGGAUAAUGUCGUGGAGAUAACCGGGAAACACGAGGAGAAGCGUGAACACGGCUUCAUCUCCCGCUGCUUCACCCGAAAAUAUACCCUCCCCCUGGUGUGGAGAGCCACGGCCGUGAGGUCCUCGCUGUCCCCUGAUGGGAUGCUGACAGUGGAAGCCCCCCUGCCCAAGCCAGCCAUCCAGUCUGCUGAAAUCACCAUCCCUGUCACCGUGGAGAGCCAAGCCCAAGGAGCCAGCCAAGAAGUAGGUGGCAGUGAGGAAGAAGAGGAGGAGGAGAAGCUGCCACUGCCCCCCCGUGUUCCUCAUGCCCACCACCCACCCCUUCACCCCCCCCUCCCAUUUUUAUUUGUCCAUUUUGUACUCACCCAGUCACCGAGUGCCUUGAGUCAACGGGAAGGAACCGAGAGACUCCAGAUGGAAUAAACAAAGUGGUGAAAGAAA
Molecule: messenger RNA, 945 nt
Organism: Calypte anna (Anna's hummingbird)
Lineage: Eukaryota; Metazoa; Chordata; Aves; Apodiformes; Trochilidae
Gene: HSPB1
Product: heat shock protein family B (small) member 1
Biological process (GO): protein refolding; response to heat
Molecular function (GO): protein folding chaperone
Source: RefSeq, a predicted model, not a curated record